This is a messenger RNA of Nycticebus coucang (slow loris), 994 nucleotides long. RefSeq names its product neuralized E3 ubiquitin protein ligase 2 (gene NEURL2). Bases 10 to 867 code for a protein of 285 amino acids. Gene Ontology annotation, molecular function: ubiquitin protein ligase activity. The record is from RefSeq and is a predicted model, not a curated record. The transcript has 2 exons. NCBI's taxonomy places the organism in Eukaryota, Metazoa, Chordata, Mammalia, Primates, Lorisidae. Gene Ontology annotation, biological process: intracellular signal transduction.
GGCUGGGACAUGGCUGCUCCCUCCGACCCCGUGGGGCUGGGUGCGCCCCGGGGGCCUGCACUUUCAGAACCCCCUCCCACUCGCUUCCAUCGCGUGCACGGUGCCAACAUCCGCGUGGACUCCACUAGAACACGGGCCACACGCGUGGAGAGCUUCGCUCACGGCUUAUGCUUCAGCAGCGAGCCUCUGGCCCCGGGUCAGUUAUUCCUGGUCGAGAUCGAGGAGAAAGAGCUCGGCUGGUGCGGGCAUCUACGCCUCGGUCUGACUGCGCUGGACCCCGCCAGUCUGGCCGCCGUGCCAGAGUUUUCGCUACCCGACCUGGCCAGCCUCGGCCACACCUGGGUCUUCGCUAUCACGCGCCACCACAACCGUGUGCCCCAGGAGGGCCACCCGGAGACAGAGGCAGCGGUCCCCAGCCGGCCCCCGGCCCUGAUGGUGGAACCAUAUCUGUGCAUUGAGCAGUUUCGCAUUCCCCGGGAUCGCCUGGUGGGCCGCAGCCGCCCAGGGCUCUACAGCCACCUCUUGGACCAGCUCUAUGAGCUGAACGUGCUGCCUCCGACCGCGCGCCGUAGCCGCCUGGGCGUCCUCUUCUGUCCGCACCCGGAUGGCACUGCUGACAUGCACAUCGUCAUCAACGGCGAGGACAUGGGCCCAAGUGCAAAAGGGCUGCCAGCUGCCCAGCCCCUCUACGCAGUGGUGGACGUAUUUGCCUCCACCAAGAGCGUGCGCCUGGUCCAGCUCGAGUACGGAUUGCCAUCCCUGCAGACUCUGUGCCGCCUAGUGAUCCAGAGGAGCGUGGUGCACCGGCUGGCCAUUGAUGGGCUCCACCUGCCCAAAGGACUUAAGGAUUUCUGCAAGUAUGAGUGAAGGUCUGCAGUCCCCUGGAGCAGGACACAGGAAUGCAUCCUGGCCCCAGAGCUGGGGCUGGUCUGAAACUGGCCACACUGCUGCCAGGCAGAACCAGAAAUAAACACAGCUAUUGUUGACACUCUGA